AUGGAUGCUACAUCUCAAUACCAUGGGAGCUUGAUAGCUUUCGAAGGGCCUCAAGAUACAAUAUCAACACAACUUCGACUUCUCCCAAGCUCACCAAACAUACUGAUCAUCCCACCACUCCAACGGUUUAUGAAAGAAGAGGGCCCCAGGCUUCCUUUCCAUGCCCAAUCACAUAUUCUAGCGGUCCACAACGCAUGUUGUGACAGAGCUGAAGUUGCACGGGAAUUCUUACAAAACUCUACACAAAGAAAUAAACGACUGGUAUUCAUGAACGGUGGGACAGCGAGCGCCCAGAUGGAAUGCAUUACCAACAUAAGCAAACACUUGACGAAUGGGGAUUUCGUCAAAGCCGAACGUAUCUUUCACAGGCUAGUCAGAGACGGGGUUGCCGGACUACAAAGCCGGAAUUUUACGGAUAUGAACUUUGAGCCGUCGCAACUAGACGGCGAGGAUGGAGACAUGGCUAGUGAUCCGGCAUCCGAGGCAAUGAGAGCUGCUGAGGCCCUCGACCUCCAAACAGCUUCCUUGCAGCCAAACAAUGAGAUCGAUCUCACGAAUAUAAAUAGGUCCCGAAGCACGAGUGUAGUGACUUAUCGGGCGGUUGACGACUUCCAAAAUAUAACACCUUUCUAUGUUUUCGGGGCGCAAAAGUGGCAAGGGAGGAACACCUGCAACUCAGAUCCCCCUCAGACCCCCCGUCGCAGCCACACUACACUGGACUCGCGAAAGGUUACUCGGCGGAUCCUGGAGCCCACUGGAUCGCGAAUAAGUGAAUUUGACAGCCAACCGAGAUUCGCCGAUAGUCCGGAUGAAGGGUGUCCCGGAAGCAAGCGGUCGACCGCAAGCUUAGACUUGACUAGUCGACAGUCUUUCAAGUUGGAGUCGAUGCCCAACACGCCGUCGAUAUGUGAAGCAUUCGCGGUCGAUGUCCGGCCUUCUGCCACUACCGCUUCUCGUAUGAAUAUCAGGCCAGUAGAUCGAAUCUACUCCAGCGCCAUACGUAACCAGGACAUCUUACUGUGCAGUUUUCCGGAGCCGCCCCGCUCGAGACCACAGAGUAUGGAUGCUAGUACGGGUCCUCACCAAAGCCAGCCAGCGCUUCGAUCGAAAUUCACGACCGAAACCCCAAGAUCAACUUUCAGUACACCGAAUAGGUCUAUGGUUAGGCGGAAUCCUCCAUGCCCUCUCAAGCUCUACAACUCGCCGCUACGGCCCGUAGCUUACGUCGACCGCGGCACAAGUCCAAGGAAUAAUUACGUGGAUAGGGGCACCACUACUGAGCAAGGGCCAACCAAUGGGAUUUCCAAGUCCGAUACCAGGGAUUCUAUAUCUCUCUAUAUCGAAGGUCCCAUUGAAGAUGAUACCCAAGAGUCUUAUGAAGCAGUCCUACCUAUGGUCGAAAAUCUGGUCAUACUCUUCAAAUCUGAUAAACAUGAUCCUCGGCUCGAGGCAACGGUCCAAUCCUUCCGAGAAGGAAAAUACCCUGUAUCCAAAUCGCCGCCGGAAAUGAAAGCGGAAGAGACAAGUCAUCCGUCAAAGGCUGGAGAUCCACCAGAACCGGAGCACGCCGCCCCUGAAAACAAGAGACAUAGCCGCGUUCAACACGCAGAACUAGCGUCGGCCUAUCGGAUGAACUCAGAUGAAUACGACCCCUUCGCGUACGGCAAAUACCCCGAGCCAUCUCGCGUCUGGCCGUUCAAGCCGAGCAUGGCCAACCACGGACCCUCCACGCCACCGACCCCGGCCCAAACUCCACCCUUAGCCGUGCGGAAACUCGACAAGUGUUUCCACGACUUCCCGACUACCGACUGCAGGACGGCCGUGUGCAUGCAGAAUUCUCUCCGCUCCAUCCUCAAUAUCUACUUCCCGCCGGAAGACACCGGCUACCACCAGUUCAACUUCCCCCUGCUGCCCGAGCUCAGCAGCCUAUGGAAGCCCGUCUUUCGAGAAGCAGACCCGGGCACGGUUAUGCAGCGGAAGCGCAAGGUCGAUCUCAUCCUUGCCGUCGGCGCCCAGCAGGGCGUCGAUAGGGAGUUCCUCGGUGCGAUCACUGGCUCUUUGGAGAAGCUUGGGACGAAGCCGAAUGGCGUAAGCCGGAGCGGGAGGUUGGAUUUGAGGUUUCUCAUCGCGAGCGCCAUGCAGGUUUUCACCGCGCAGCCGCUCACCAACCAGACGCAAGACAACCCCUUUUCUAACCCCCUCCUGCUGGCCACACUCAUCAUACCUCACCUCGAAACGUACAUGGCCGCUCAUUCGGCAACACGGUUCCUCCUACUCGAGUAUCCUCCAGAGCACUUAGCAACAGUCCUAGCGUUACAGCGGCUAGUCGGAGUCGACCUGCUAAAAGUAGCCGGGGUCCUGUACUCGGAAGACACGUCCCCCCGGCCGUACCCGGGGUUCAGAGUCCCAGCCCGGACAAAUCCGCACCUGCGCACCGAGUCCGGGCCCGGACUCCUGCGCAGCACUUCGCGCAGCGGCGCCACGCUUCUCGCCCCGACGCGUUCGAAGCACGGCGAGACGCCCCCCUUUGCCAAGGCCAACUUCCUGCUCACGUCCUCGGCCAACGAGUCCGAGAUCGCGACGCUCAUCUCCACGAUAUGGAAGAUCCUCAUCGACAUAUCGGCCUUCUAUAUCCCCGAGGGCAUGGCGUCGUCGCGGGCCUCGAUGCACUCCGAACGGGACUCCCACUCCCACUCGCAUCAUCACCCUCGUAGCCAUCACCAGGGAAGACCGCUAGCCCAGACGCCCCUGAUCAACUCAACGCCGCAGCCCGGCCCCGUAACCAGCGCCAGCGCGAUAAUGGGCUUCCGGCGGCAGCGCGCUGGCGAGGAGGAGGAGUACGACGACAACCUCUCGGCAGAGUACAACUCGGGCACCGUGUACACGGAGGCCAACCCGCCACCACCACCACCCAAGAACCCAUCCUCCCAAUCCCCAUCCUCCUCCACACCCCUCCCCCUCCGCUCGUCAUCCCUCUCUUCCCAUCCUCCCCCUCCCCCUCCCCCCUCCCAACCCCCCACCCCAAAGCCACGCCACCCCCCCAUCACCACCACCACCAAGCCCCCAUCCACGUCCAAACCGCCCUCCUCGUGCCCUUCCGUGCGGUCCGCCCGCACGGCCCGCAGCCAACGGAACAAGCUGCGCAGCCUGCUGGGGCGGGAACCGGACGGGCGCACAGUGGACGAGGACCGAGACGAGCAGAAACACAAUAACAACAGCAACAACAAUGAUAGGUCCGGGGAGAAAGAUAGAGACCAUGACGGCGACUGGGAUGCCUGCGGCUGGGACGAGGAGGACGCCCGGCUCGCGGCCGAGGCCCGCAAGUACAUGCCGCUGUACGGGCAGCGGGGCGGGCCGCGGAAGGGCAGCAGCAGGAAGGCGCUCAAGUGGCUCGGGCUGGCUACCUGAGGGCGUGUUUUUUCUUUUUUCUUUCUUUUUUUUUUUUUUUUUUUAUUUUUAUUUUUUUUUUUUUAAUUAUCUACCUGUCACUUAUCAGUUUCGACUAUUUGUAUCAGCGUUAUUGUUCUGUUGUACCUCAGGUACCUGAGGUAUGGAUCUUCGGAAACUUGGAUACGACUAUCUCUACGCGAUUUCUAUUCGGUACGCGUUUACGUUUCCUGGUUAUUUGUUGGAUUUUAUUGUACUAUUAUACUAUACCUGUAUUAGGACCG
Molecule: messenger RNA, 3671 nt
Organism: Daldinia caldariorum
Lineage: Eukaryota; Fungi; Ascomycota; Sordariomycetes; Xylariales; Hypoxylaceae
Exons: 2
Coding region: 1-3408 (1135 amino acids)
Source: RefSeq, a predicted model, not a curated record